AUGUUUAGACGAGUUUCAGGGGCAGCACCUCAGGUGCCACCACCAGUUGCAGUACCUAUGCAGGCUCCUGCUAGACCACCAAUAGACAAGCUUAGAAAAUAUGGAGCUAUGGAAUUCAAAGGCAGAAGAGAAGAUGAUGCUCCAGCAGCAGAGUACUGGCUGCAAAGUACAGAGAGAGUGUUGCAGCAGCUUCAGUGCACACCACCAGACAGUGUGGCUUGUGCAGUUGCUUUGUUACAAGAAGAGGCCUAUCAGUGGUGGGACACCACAUCACAGACAGUUCAGUCUGAGCAGCAGACUUGGAAAUUCUUUAUGGCUGAGUUUCGAAAGAAGUAUAUAGGAGAUUUAUAUAUGGAUGAGAAGAAAAGAGAGUUCCUAUAUUUGAGACAGGGCAGGAUGACUGGUAGCGAGUAUGAAAAAGAUUUCAUCAGACUGAGUAAGUAUGCCCGGGAAAUGGUGCCUACAGAGGAAGCUAAAUGUAAGAAAUUUGAGCAGGGUUUGCAUAAUGACAUUAGGGUGCUUUUGGCAGCCCAUUCCAUCAAAGAGUUCUCUACUCUGGUAAAUGCAGCGUUGAAUAUAGAGAAGAUAAAAGAAGAAGAACAGAGCUGGAGACAGAAAGGGCAACAGAAGAGAGGGCAAACCCAGAUGCAGGGGCAAUCCUCAGCCUCUCAAGCACCUAUGAAGAGACAAAGAGGUGCUCAGUCAUCAGGGCAGAGUCAAGUACAAAGACAAAGGCAGCCACUAGCGCAGAGUUUUGCAGGGAGGUUUGGGCAGCAAACUAGUACUUCUGUAGCCAGUUCAGGAAGUGCAGGCAGGGGACAAUACCCUAUAUGUGAGCACUGUGGUAGAAGGCAUUUGGGACCCUGCAGAAAAUUAACAGGGGCAUGCUUCAGGUGUGGAUCUACUGAGCAUCUUAUGAGAGACUGUCUUAGGGGACAGGUAUCUUCGGCACCACCAGUAGAGAGGCCUAUUCCUGCUGGAUUUAGAGGAAGAGGAAGGGGUAGAGGUAAUCAAACAGGGGCAGCUUCAGCCAGUCAGAGGGUGUCUGAAACAGUAGAUAGACCAGACUUCAGAACACCUGCUAGAGCCUAUGCCAUCAGGGCUAAAGAGGACAUAGACUCCCCAGAUGUGAUUGUUGGUACAUUCUCAAUCUGUGAUAAACCUGUGCAUGCAUUAAUAGACCCAGGAUCAACACAUUCAUACAUAUGUUUACCCAUUGUCAAUGAGGGGAAAUUACAGGCAGAUUCUCUAAACCAAGAUAUAAUAGUAAACAACCCCCUUGGUCAUAGUGUGAUAGUGAGUAAAGUAUAUAGGGAUUGUCCUAUAUCCAUCCAUGGUCAGACUUUCCAUGGUGUUUUGAUAGAGUUACCCUUUAGAGAAUUUGAUGUAAUCCUUGGCAUGGACUGGUUAUCUAAGCAUCGGGUAAUAGUAGAUUGUAGAUAA
Molecule: messenger RNA, 1443 nt
Organism: Manihot esculenta (cassava)
Lineage: Eukaryota; Viridiplantae; Streptophyta; Magnoliopsida; Malpighiales; Euphorbiaceae
Exons: 1
Coding region: 1-1443 (480 amino acids)
Molecular function (GO): zinc ion binding; nucleic acid binding
Source: RefSeq, a predicted model, not a curated record